AUGGAGGCGGCGGAGAAGUUUCACAACACUGACAAAGGCGACGUAUCGGAGCUGCUUACGAAAAUCGAAGCACUAAAGAGCGAGAAGCUGCGAUUGAGCGACGAAAACAAAGGAAUGAAGGAGAAGGUGAAUAAACUGGAUCAAGAAGUGGGUCAUUUGCACGCCAUGGAAGAAGAAACGGACGAAUGGGAUGAAGAAGAAUCGAGCGAAGCGAAGCAGGAGGUGGUCGAGUUAAAGAGAGGAUUGGAAGAGAAAGUGUUAAUGAUCGAAAGAUUACGCUCCGAAAUCGCAGAGUUCAGAAAAGAGAAAGUUAAGGCGGAGAAGAAAGGGAGGGAACUGGAAACGAAGAUAGGGAUUCUAGAAGUGAGGGCAAAGGACGAGUGGGGCAAGAAAACUCGAGUCCAAGAGGAAAUGAAGCAGAGGAUCAAUGAGUUCAGGAAGAAGAUUCAAUACCUCGAAGACGAGGUGGCGGAAACCAGAAAUGAAUUGAGAAGAAGGAACCGAGUAAAACUACAAUGCGAGAAGAAGGUGAUGGGGUUGGAGAAGAUGAUGUUGGAAUUUAAAGAUACGGUGGACGAGAAGACAAUCGAAACUGCUAUGAGCGGAAAGGUUAGAGAUAUUGGUUGCGAAGAUAAAGGGGCGAAUGUGCCGAUUGUGGUGGCAGGAGGAGUUGCGGCCAUCGUUGUGGCGGCGGCUGUGGUAAAUCGUUGCCCUUGGAAGCGGUCGUGA
This is a messenger RNA of Hibiscus syriacus, 729 nucleotides long. RefSeq names its product peroxisomal and mitochondrial division factor 2-like. The transcript has 2 exons. The coding region runs from base 1 to 729 and encodes 242 amino acids. Lineage: Eukaryota; Viridiplantae; Streptophyta; Magnoliopsida; Malvales; Malvaceae. The record is from RefSeq and is a predicted model, not a curated record.